This is a messenger RNA of Perognathus longimembris pacificus (Pacific pocket mouse), 1462 nucleotides long. RefSeq names its product cytochrome c oxidase assembly protein COX18, mitochondrial. Gene Ontology annotation, cellular component: mitochondrial inner membrane. NCBI's taxonomy places the organism in Eukaryota, Metazoa, Chordata, Mammalia, Rodentia, Heteromyidae. Gene Ontology annotation, biological process: mitochondrial respiratory chain complex IV assembly; protein insertion into mitochondrial inner membrane from matrix. The transcript has 6 exons. Bases 235 to 792 code for a protein of 185 amino acids. The record is from RefSeq and is a predicted model, not a curated record. Gene Ontology annotation, molecular function: membrane insertase activity.
ACGCCGCCACGGGCCUCCCCUGGUGGGGCAGCAUCCUGCUCACCACCGCGGCCCUGCGCGGCGCCGUCACGCUGCCCCUGGCCGCCUACCAGCAGCGCGUCCUGGCCCAGUUAGGUGGAAAAUUUGCAACCAGAAAUAAAGGACAUUGCCAGGCACCUUAACCAAGAAGUUGCAGUUCGUGCAAGGCAGCUGGGAUGGUCCAAAAGAGUGAGCCGGCUCACUUACCUAACGAACAUGAGGAGGCUUGUUUCAGAGCUGUAUGUUCGGGACAACUGCCACCCUUUUAAAGCCACGGUGCUGGUCUGGAUUCAGCUGCCAAUGUGGAUCUUCAUGUCGGUAGCCCUCCGGAAUUUUAGCACAGGAGCAGCACAUUCAGAAGUCUGUGCAGGCCCCUCCGUUCAGGAGCAGUUGGCGUCAGGCGGGGCGCUGUGGUUUCCUGACCUCACAGCGCUGGAUUCCACGUGGAUCCUGCCUGUCUCUCUUGGUGUCAUCAAUCUGUUAAUUGUGGAGAUCUUUGCUCUGCAAAAAAGCGGGAUGUCCCGCUUCCAGACGUACGUCACUCACUUUGUCCGUGCUGUGUCGGUGUUGAUGGUUCCGAUUGCUGCCACGGUGCCUUCCUCGCUUGUGCUCUACUGGGUCUGCUCCAGCCUUAUGGGCCUCUCCCAGAACUUGCUGCUGCGCUCUCCUGGAUUUCGCCAACUCUGCCGAAUACCACCGACCAAGUCAGACUCGGACACUCCUUACAAAGACCUCUUGGCUGCCUUUUGUGUCAAGUUCAUUUCAAGAAAAUGAUGUGUUUUCAAUCAUUUUGAAGGAAUUGCAAGUAGCACUAUUACUGUAGUGUGUUCAGAUUUGGGUCGUAUUUAAUUUGCCUUUUUAAAAAAUCAUGAGCUACAUAAAGUACUCUUGCUUUAGCUAUAAUUCACGUCUUCUGACAGUGUCUUUUAGUGCUAGAAGUAUAUACGGUUAAUUGUAAAAAUGUGUGUUUCUGUUUAUAAAAUCACGGCUCAUUAAAGGUGUCAGUACUUGGGGAAGACAGAAUUAGAUACUGAAUGUUAAAUUGUGCUUAGUACAGCACAUGAGAUUUUUGUAAAGUAAUAGGAUCUGGUGAAGUGAUUUCUAAGAUUUUGGAUUGGAGGAUGGUUAUGGUCUUGUUUGAGCAUUUCAUAAGAGGCCAUGUGUGGCUUUGUCUUCAUCAAAAUUCUGAGCCUUACAAUCUGAGAACCCUCAUUGACCCCCACUUGUCCUUUGGCAACUCCUAGCUAAGAAAUUCAGUGAAUGUUAAAUUAAUGUGUAGAUAGAAAAAAAAAAUAGAAAUACACGCAGUAAACUGGGUGUGGUAAUGACAGCCCAUAAUCCCAGCUACUUCGAAACUAGUAGGGAGACUACUUGAGCCUAGAUGUUUUGACCAGCCUUGGUAACAUAGUAAGACCCUGUCUUAAAAGAAAGGGUAGGAAUAAAA